AUGGCUGCUCUUAAUCGGUUUUUAUCUCGGUCAACCGAAAAAAGACUACCGUUUUUCAAAAUUCUCCGUCAAGGGAAGCACUUCCGUUGGUCCGAUGAAUUUCAGCAAGCAUUUGAAGAUUUGAAGAAAUAUUUGAGUUCACCACCCUUACUGAUUAAGCCAGAGACGGGAGAUAUAUUGUCCAUUUAUCUGGCUGUAGCGCCAGAAGCAGGAGAUAAAAUUGAAUAUGCGAUCAAGCUCGAUUUUCACGCUUCAAAUAACGAGGCGGAAUACGAAGCUUUUAUAGCAGGGAUCCGUUUAUCCCUAGCUGUUGGAGCCCGAAAGCUAGUUAUACAUAGUGAUUCGCAACUUGUAGUGAAUCAAGUCUCGGGAGUUUAUGAUGCAAAACAAGAAAAGAUGGCGCAAUACCUUGCUAUAGUCAAAAAGUUACUAACGCGGCUUGAAGAUUUUGAAGUCAAGCGAAUUCCGCGAACCGCCAAUGAAGGAGCUGACAGUUUAUCUAAACUGGCCAGUUCAAUGUCUAAUAUUAAUAGCCGGCGGAUUACUUUUUCAGUUUUUACCAGGUCGGAAAUUGACACUUUAGAUGUAGUGAUGUGCAAUGAGGCUGCUGAACCAACAUGGAUAGAUGAGUUGGUGCGAUACCUAACACUAGGUGAACUCCCAUCCGACCAGUCUCAAGCACGUAAAAUAUGCACUCGAGCCGCUCAUUUCACUAUGGUGGAUGAUGAGUUAUAUAAAAGAGGUUUCACUCAACCAUUUCUGAAGUGUUUGACGCCACAAGCAGCGGACUACGUACUUCGAGAAAUUCAUGAAUGUAUUUGCAGUAAUCAGCUCGGAGGAAAAACGUUGGCAGGAAAGGCACUUCGUCAAGGAUUCGGUGUACCACGUGCAUUAAUAUCAGAUAGCGGAACGCAGUUCGCCGGUUCAAAGUUGAAAGAUUGGUGUGAAGGCUUGCACAUCAAGCAUUUUUUUACCUCAGUAUACAAUCCACAGGCUAAUGGACAAACAGAGGUGACCAAUCGUACUAUACUGCAACAUUUGAAGACUCGACUUGGAAACGCAAAAGGGAGGUGGGUAGAAGAACUUCAUAAUGUGCUUUGGGCAUACCGUACCUCUCCCAGAUCUGCAACUGGUAAGUCACAUUUUUCUUUAGCGUAUGGAACCGAGGCAUUCGUCCCAGUCGAGAUUGGAGAACCUUCUUGGAGAGCAAGAUACUAUGAAGUGCAUAAUAACGACGUGGCUAUGAGAAUCAAUUUAGACCUUCUUGGUGAUUUAAGAGACGGUGCAACAGCUCGAAUUCAGAAUUAUAAGAUUCGCAUGGCUCGUGCUUACAACUCCAGGGUACGAUCACGUACGUUUCAAGUUGGCGACUUAGUAGUGCGCAGAGCUGAUCUUUCAAGGCCUAUUGGCAAGUUAGAUGCAAAAUGGGAAUGGCCCUACAAAAUCGUGGAAAUAGCCAAUCCUAGUGCAUAUCGUCUACAACAUCUUGACGGACGGACGAUUCCUCGCACUUGGAACAUUAUCAAUUUGAAGCGUUUCUUUCCAUAG
Erythranthe guttata (spotted monkey flower) is the source of this 1548-nucleotide messenger RNA. The record is from RefSeq and is a predicted model, not a curated record. Lineage: Eukaryota; Viridiplantae; Streptophyta; Magnoliopsida; Lamiales; Phrymaceae.